This is a messenger RNA of Cucurbita moschata (crookneck pumpkin), 929 nucleotides long. Its product is annotated as bidirectional sugar transporter SWEET17-like. Gene Ontology annotation, biological process: carbohydrate transport. The record is from RefSeq and is a predicted model, not a curated record. Gene Ontology annotation, cellular component: membrane. The transcript has 7 exons. Bases 1 to 768 code for a protein of 255 amino acids. NCBI's taxonomy places the organism in Eukaryota, Viridiplantae, Streptophyta, Magnoliopsida, Cucurbitales, Cucurbitaceae. Gene Ontology annotation, molecular function: sugar transmembrane transporter activity.
AUGGAAGCUCUUCCUUUCUUUGUUGGAGUGAUAGGAAACAUCAUCUCUGUGUUGUUCUUCCUUUCUCCCGUGAAAACAUUUUGGUUAGUGUUGAAGAAAAGAUCAACGGAAGAAUUUGACAGUCUUCCUUAUGUUUCGACUUUCCUCACAGCUGCUUUGUGGGCUUACUAUGGCCUAAUCAAACCUGAUGGCUUUCUCAUUGUCUCUGUCAAUAUCUUUGGAAUUUCCCUUCAAAUUUGCUACCUCACCAUUUUCCUUCUAUUUUCACCUCCAAACAUGAGGGUUAGAACAGCAACUCUAGUAGCAAUUUUUGACAUUGGAUUCGUGGGUGCAACAAUCUUGAUAUCGUAUUUGAUGUUACAUGGAACUUCUCGAAUUGAGGUCAUUGGAUUCAUUUGUGCUGCUCUCAACAUUAUGAACUGUGGUUCGCCUCUUGGAAUAGCGAGGAAAGUGGUGAGAACUAGAAGUGUGGAGUAUAUGCCAUUUCUUCUCACUUUGUGCAUAUUUUUGAACUCUGGGGUCUGGACUUUCUAUGCUGUGCUUGUCAAAGAUCCCUACAUUGGAGUACCCAAUUUGAUUGGAUUCCUUCUUGGAGUCAUGCAAUUGGUAAUCUACGUCAUUUACAUGAACGAGUCUAAAUCAUCCAAAGAAGAUCAUUCAUCGAUACAUGAUCAACUUCUUCCAUCACAUUCCGAUAAAACAUGUGAUCUCUUAUUGAGUCAUUCAGAGUCCAACUCGAGCAAGAUAGUUCUAAAAAUUACAACAUGAUUCACGCCAAUGUAACUCUUCUCCACAUAUUAAACGACGAAUUCUUAAAUUUUAAUGGGUCAAUGGAUACGUCUAUCAAGGCAUGAAUCCAAAUUCCUCGAGUUGGAUCUCCCAUAGCUAAGAUGAACUCAUUCGUAAUAGUAGAUUUACCAUUAUUUGAG